This is a messenger RNA of Protopterus annectens (West African lungfish), 2008 nucleotides long. RefSeq names its product PARP1 binding protein (gene PARPBP). Gene Ontology annotation, biological process: negative regulation of double-strand break repair via homologous recombination. The coding region runs from base 101 to 1690 and encodes 529 amino acids. The transcript has 10 exons. NCBI's taxonomy places the organism in Eukaryota, Metazoa, Chordata, Ceratodontiformes, Protopteridae. Gene Ontology annotation, cellular component: chromatin. The record is from RefSeq and is a predicted model, not a curated record.
UUAAAGUUUUUAAAAAAUUUAGGUGGCUGACUGGCUUUUGUUAGAAAUUUUUAAUCAGAUAUUAGGAUUAAGUUCGCUCAUAUUUCUUUGAUUUUUAAAUAUGGAAUUAUUACAAAAGAAUAUCUUGGAUCUGGUCAGGAUUUUCAGAAGGGAAUGUCGGAAGAGAUCUGAAUAUGAAAGGACUACACUAUAUGGAGCAAAUGAUAUGCUUCUUGGUUUACAACUUUGCAUGGCAGAAGUGAAUAAAAAGGACUUUGGAGAUUUCACAGUUUCUCUGAGUGAUCUGAUGGAAACUUGGAAAUACUUGCUGCAUGAAAAGCUGCAUUUGAUAUCGGAGGAUGAAAGUAUGCCAGAAAAAUAUACAGAUAUCAAACAUUGUUAUGACACACUUCUUAACAAAAGCAAUGCACUGGAUCUGAUUGAUGUUUACUUCAAGUGUGUAAAGAAGAGUCCCGAAUUUGAAACUGGUAAACUAAUCUCCAAAGAGCAACUUCUGGAGUUUAUUUUGGGACCUCCAGUGUGUUUAGAUGACGAUCCCCUGCCUCCUGUUAUUCCUUCAACUCCCUCAAGAGCUAAAGUUCAUAUGAAGUCUAAGGUAAGAAAGAUAUUAACAUCCUCUUUGGCUGUAAUUGUUUUCUUGAUACUGGCUGCAACAUCAUUUAUCAGAGCUUUAGAACUUGGAGGAAAAGGUUAUGCUCCAUUAGAUUCAGAUCCUUUAAGAAAGCACAUAAAAGGACUAUGUGACUUUGUGCGUUUUACUGAUAAACUUGAAGAGAUACUUGGAGAAAUUCCCGAUCCAUGUGUUGCAGGGAAUCGGAUUUUGUCCGCCAUAAAAAUGCGUUUGCUAAAAGGUCGGAGCAGUGGAGAUCUCUUUUCUGUUGCAGUAGAGGAAGUUGUCCAAGAGCUGGAUGUGAGGAUUAAAAAUAUCAUCAAUGCUCAACGCAAAGAUGCCCAUGUGAGCAGCACUGACAUGAGCCCAGCUAGGCCCAAGUCCUAUGCCAUAAAUCAUUGCACUGCAUACUGUGGCAGAGAAACUGUGAAGACAUUUUUGAAUCUUCUUGAUGAAGAAGCAACAUCUCUUCCAAGCAGGAACAAGGCAGAUUUGUUGUAUGGUGAUGACAGUGCAUUAGUGUAUGGUGUGGAUCAUAUACUAACUCUCUUUAGGUCUCCUGAGCAGUCAAGUGAUUCGUCACCAAAGUCUUUGAGACAAAGAGUCCAAAAACGAAUCAGUGAAGGCAAGGCAAAGGUAAAACAAACUUUAAUCCGGUCCCAGUUUGCCUGUACAUACAGAGAGGAUAUGGUACCAGUUCAGAGCACAACUGUAGUAGAUUUUGAUGAGCAUCAUCAUCCAACAGAAAUUCUGGAUCCAAGUGUAAGACAGCCCAUACUUGGAACCUAUUUUGGAAAUGUUCAGCAAAAAGGAAAUGCAAAUAAGGGCUCAGGGGGAGAGAGUAGUAUGCCAGAAACUAAAUGUCUAAAGAGGAAACAGGUGGAGUUGAACACAGACAAUGCUAUCUGCGGUAAUGAAAAUGAACCACCUCAAAAGAAAGUUAUUGCAGGAUCUAAGACAUCAAAACGACCCCAGAACAAGUUGGACAGCCGACCAGCAUCAGGGAAAAGCAGCAAAGCUACAGCCAAGAACAAACUGAUUGCUGGCCAGGCAAAGUUAACUAACUUCUUUAGAGUCUAAUAACUGUGAUUAGAUUUCAGCUUCUACAAACUAUUAGUGUACAUAUAUAUAUAUUUUUUAACUUUGUUGUGUGUAUGUAAGUGUUUAACAGAAGUCCUGCUUCACUGUUGCAUUUAACAUAUUUUAUUUGUAUAUUACAGCAUCAGUAAUGCAAUAUUUUACAGGCUAAGAUGCAGAAGUAAAUUUAUUUUAUUAUUGUUUGUAAGAUUGUUCUGUAACUUGCACUCAGUAUAAUUUUAGCAUUUUGUACAACUUUAGAAUAUAGAUCAUUAAAUUAAGAAAUAGACUAUUAAAUAAAACCAGGAACACUUGAAUCUU